CAGCAGACUGGAGGGUUGUCGCAGACUAAGGCAGGAUCUUCUCCCUCCCUCUCUCCUUCUUCUCUCAGCUCUCCUUCUAACCUCAAAGAGUCAGGAUGCCUCACGCAUACCCCUUCCUCACUCCUGAGCAAAAGAAAGAGCUCUGCGACAUAGCUCAGAGGAUCAUCGCUCCCGGCAAAGGAAUCCUCGCCGCAGACGAGUCCACCGGCAGCGUGGCCAAGCGCUUCCAGAGCAUCAAUGCUGAGAACACUGAGGAGAACAGGAGGCUGUACCGCCAGCUCCUCUUCACUGCUGACGAACGUAUCAACCCUUGCAUUGGUGGUGUCAUUCUCUUCCAUGAGACCGUGUACCAGAAGACCGAUGAUGGCAAGCCAUUCCCCCAGUACCUCAAGGGAAGAGGCAUGGUGGUGGGCAUCAAGGUUGACAAAGGUGUUGUCCCCCUAGCCGGAACCAAUGGCGAGACAACCACCCAGGGUCUCGAUGGACUGUAUGAGCGCUGCGCCCAGUACAAGAAGGAUGGUUGUGACUUUGCCAAGUGGCGCUGUGUGCUGAAGAUCACCCCCACCACUCCCUCAAGACUGGCCAUCAUUGAGAACGCCAAUGUCCUGGCCCGCUAUGCCAGCAUCUGCCAGAUGCACGGCAUCGUCCCCAUUGUUGAGCCUGAGAUUCUCCCUGAUGGUGACCACGACCUGAAGCGCUGCCAGUACGUUACUGAGAAGGUCCUUGCUGCUGUUUACAAAGCCCUGUCCGACCACCACGUCUACCUGGAGGGUACCCUGCUUAAGCCCAACAUGGUCACUGCCGGACACUCCUGCUCACACAAGUAUAGCAACCAGGAGAUUGCUAUGGCAACUGUCACUGCCCUGCGCCGCACUGUGCCCCCUGCAGUCCCCGGCAUUACCUUCCUGUCUGGUGGCCAGAGUGAGGAAGAGUCUUCCAUCAACCUGAACGCCAUGAACCAGUGCCCACUGCACAGGCCCUGGGCCCUGAGCUUUUCAUAUGGCCGUGCCCUGCAGGCCUCUGCCCUCAAAGCCUGGGGCGGUAAGAAGGAGAAUGGAAAGGCAUGCCAGGAAGAGUUCAUCAAGAGAGCUCUGGCUAACAGCCAGGCCUGCCAGGGUAAAUAUGCUUCCUCUGGAAGCAGCUCCACCGGUGGAGAGUCCCUGUUUGUGGCUAACCACGCUUAUUAAGCAUGGAUACUAAGCAAUUCCCCCUCCACUUUCUUCCCACCAUUUCUUCACCAUAGAAUAGGCCAUGCUUUUAGGCACUGCCUAUGAAAGUGUCUGUCCGCUAUUGAGCAGCAACUUUACUGGUAGAAAGCAAAACAGAAAGAUGGAAAAGAAAACUUGGGUUUGCUGCUGCAGCUAUAUUCUGAAAUAUAUUCUGCCUCCAUUCCCUUAGCUUUUAUUUUUAAACACCUAUUUUAGGUGAAGAUUCCCACACUGUUUUUACAACAUGUACAAUUGUUUGUCCCUUGGUCCACCAAGUGCAGUAUAUGAUUUAUACUGGUAGCAUGAAAUAAAAUAUUUACCCUAA
Micropterus dolomieu (smallmouth bass) is the source of this 1533-nucleotide messenger RNA. It is a transcript of the gene aldoab, whose product is annotated as aldolase a, fructose-bisphosphate, b. Lineage: Eukaryota; Metazoa; Chordata; Actinopteri; Centrarchiformes; Centrarchidae. Bases 96 to 1187 code for a protein of 363 amino acids. Gene Ontology annotation, biological process: glycolytic process; fructose 1,6-bisphosphate metabolic process. The transcript has 7 exons. Gene Ontology annotation, molecular function: fructose-bisphosphate aldolase activity. The record is from RefSeq and is a predicted model, not a curated record. Gene Ontology annotation, cellular component: cytosol.